UUUCAUAGGACAGUGCAGUGGACCCCCUACUGGGUAUCUUUCACCAUAAAAUCCAGAAAUGACCUCUCACAGGUCACUUGUCCUUUCUCCUUCCUAGAAUAAAUUUACUGCCUUCACCUACAUAAGCCCCUCUCUGUCCCAUGCCAUGUCCUCUAUAUAUAUUAAUGCUCAUUUGUAGUUUUAUACAUAUAUAGACCAUAAACUGCUUUCUCAUUCUUUACCCAGAAACAAAAAUAAUGUCAAAAAUGAAUCUUGAAUCCUACCCUCCUGUUUUUCGCCAACAAAACACAGAAAACCCUCAAAGCACUGACCUUGAGUGUAUCAAUCUUGAUAAUUGCACCAUAAAAGAAGAAAUUCAAGAAUUUGGUCCUGUCCCUGUCAUAGAUCUCCAGUCUCUAAAUCUUGAUAAUCUUGAAGAAGCUUGUAGAAACUGGGGUUUGAUUCGUUUGGUCAAUCAUGGAAUUCCUUUAACCCUUUUGACCCAACUUCAAGAACAGUCAAAGAAAAUAUUUUCCUUUUCUUUUGAAUCCAAACAGUCUAUUAUCAGUAACCCAUUAUCUUACUUCUGGGGUACCCCUGCCCUUACCCCAUCUGGAACUGCCCUAGAAAAAGCUCCUAAAAAUAUGAACUGGGUGGAAGGUUUCAAUGUUCCUCUUAGUCAAAUUUCUCAGUUUCAAGCUGGAGAUCCUACACUUGAAUCUUUCAGACUUCUAUUGGAAGAAUAUGGAAGGCACCUAACUAGAAUUGCUACAACUGUAUUUGAAGCUAUGGUUAAGAAACUUAAUCUCAAUCCUGAGCAAUUGAAACCUUAUUUAUCAGAAUCAUCAGGACUUAUUCGUGUUUAUCGGUAUCCUCCAUGUUCUAUUGCUGAUGAGACAUUGGGGAUGGAAGCUCAUACAGAUAGUUCUGUGCUUUCUAUACUGAAUCAAGAUCAAGGAGAAGGACUUGAACUUCUCAAGGAUGAUAAAUGGCUCCACAUAGACCCUAUUCCUAGCACACUAAUUCUCAACCUUGGAGACAUGAUGCAGGCCAUUAGCAAUGAUGAGUACAAAAGCGUUACGCACAGAGUUAAGACAAACAAAGAUACGGAGAGAUUCUCAAUCUGCUACUUUGUAUUUCCGGGUGAAGGGAGUGUGAUUCAAAGUUCAAGGUAUAAGCCUUUCACUUACAGUGAUUUCCAAGCACAAGUUCAGCAAGACAUAAAGACUAUAGGAUGUAAGAUUGGGCUUGAUAGGUUCAAACUCACUUAAGGAAAAAGAAGAAGAACAAAAAUAAAAAAGAGCCUGCAAGCUUGGAGAAAAUAGAGAGGUAGCCAUCAAAAUGUGUAGGCAAGCUAGCUGCCUACUGUUCGUAUAAAAUCAAAUGCUAUGCAAACACAUUGUUGGUGGAGCUUUGGGCCUUGAAUGUGUGUUUUAUAACUAUGGCUUUUUUUGUAGUGCAUAUAAGGUCUAUGAAACUCUCAUUGAAUUACAAUUGCUUGGAUGGAUGUAGUAGGUUUAUGAGAUUCGCCUUAUUCCUAUCUUCAAUGAGCACCAUGUAUCGUAAA
This is a messenger RNA of Jatropha curcas, 1546 nucleotides long. RefSeq names its product 2-oxoglutarate (2OG) and Fe(II)-dependent oxygenase superfamily protein. Lineage: Eukaryota; Viridiplantae; Streptophyta; Magnoliopsida; Malpighiales; Euphorbiaceae. The record is from RefSeq and is a predicted model, not a curated record.